CUGCGCCGGGCUCCCGCCCCCGGGGGCAGGGCUUCCUCUCCUUUGUCAGUCGCCUCGCCUUCCACCCAGUCAGUUUCGCUGCGGCCCCGGGACAGGAGCGGCGUGUGACCGGACCUGGAGCACCGGAUCGACAGUGAGGCAGGAUGGGUGAGUAUGUGGAGAAGAGGGACACCUGCGGGACCAUCUGUCUGAAGUACCUGCUCUUCAUCUUCAACUUCUUCUUCUGGCUGGCCGGAGGCGUGGUGAUGGCCGUCGGUAUCUGGACCCUAGCCGAGAAGAGUGACUACAUCAGCCUGCUGUCCUCCAGCAUCUACGCAGCCACCGCCUACAUCCUGGUGGUGGCUGGAGCAGUCGUCAUGCUGACCGGCAUCCUUGGCUGCUGUGCCACCUUCAAGGAGAGGAAGAACUUGCUUCAAUGGUACUUCGCCUUGCUGCUGUUCAUCUUCCUCCUGGAGAUCCUGGCUGGCAUCUUGGCGUACAUCUAUUACCAGCAGCUGAGCGAUGACCUGAAGACAAACCUGAGAGUGACGAUGAUCGAGAAGUACCGGGUGGCAGGACACGAGAAGGUCACCAAGGCCGUCGACAAACUGCAGCAGGAGUUCCGCUGCUGUGGAAGCAACAACUCACUGGACUGGAACGACAGCACCUGGGUGAAGAGUUCCAAUGCUGGGGGCCGCGUUGUCCCCGACAGCUGCUGCAAGACCAAGAUCACCGGCUGCGGCAAGAGGGACCACCCGUCCAAUAUCUACAAGGUGGAGGGGGGCUGCAUCACCAAGCUGGAAGGAUUCAUCAUGGCCCACCUGAGGAUCAUCGGGGCAGUGGGAAUCGGCAUUGCCUGCGUUCAGAUUUUCGGGAUGAUCUUCACCUGCUGCCUGUACCGUAACCUGAAGGAGGACACUCCGUACUAAGCCAAGGCAGUCGGCAUCCCAGCACGCACCCCCUCCACACCCCCCCACCUCCCCCCCCCACCACCAACCUUCCGAAAGCCACCUCCAUCUCUCUGCCGGGGUGUGUCGCAGGAGGUGGUUCAUUCAGUACACACUGGAACCCCACCCCCCCACACCCUGCUCCCCUCCCGUCCCCUCCAUGCGCUCCCUCUGUUCCCUCCCCCCCCCCACCCACACCACCUCAUGCCCCUCUGCUUCUCCACUCCUGGCCCCCUUGCCCCCCUGCCCCCUGCCCCCUGCCCCCUGCCCUGCAGUCAGCAGUCACAGGUGUGAUCAGGACCUGGGACACGUCCUGUUACUUGUGGUCCCAUGCUGGUCCUUCUCCGGGGUCUGCAUUCCUGGGGAUAAGCCCAGCCUCCCCGGGCAGUUCCCCAGAGCGGACCCCGGAAACGCAGCUACCGAUUCCUCUCAAGGACCCCCCCCCCCCCCCCCCCCCCCCGCCCCCAGCUUCCUCCCUCCCAGCGCAGGAGCCUUGGACCCUUGACCAGACUGGUGGGACCCUAUUCCCAGACCUGACUUGACCUGACCCUCUCUCUCUCUGCCCUCCCACCCCUGCCCCGACUCUCCCCCCACCCCCCCACGCCCCGUCGAUCCCCAGCCCCUCCCGGGAAUGCCUCCCAUUGGUACCCCCAGUGGGAAGGGUGGCCUCCGAGCUCCCGGACCCGGGGGAGAGAGAGGGCGACGAAGCAGCGGCAGGGACUCCUCGUCUUAUGGUGCCCGUCCCCGGGAGAAGCGACCAGCACCCGGGUAACAGGCGGGCAGAGGGACCCCAGGGCAGCGCCUGGGUGGCCGCUGGCCCAUUGCCUGUCCGGCAGGAGACAGAGAGGGCAAGGGGCAGGGGUUACACUGGCAGAGGUUGUGACACACGACAUUAACAUUGAGCCUAGCUGUAGAGUGAGCUGUCUCUGCUGGGUGUGUGGGGAGCAGAGAGCAUUGCCGGCAGUUGCAAGUAUCUCUGCUCCUGUCCUCUAACCCUACUGUAAUAGCGCUGCUGCCUACAGGGACGUCUCACUGCCUACCGCCUUGUAUUUUUAUAUUUACCGUAGAAAAUAAAACAAGAUCUAACACA
Molecule: messenger RNA, 2016 nt
Organism: Pristis pectinata (smalltooth sawfish)
Lineage: Eukaryota; Metazoa; Chordata; Chondrichthyes; Rhinopristiformes; Pristidae
Product: CD151 antigen-like
Exons: 8
Coding region: 144-908 (254 amino acids)
Cellular component (GO): membrane
Source: RefSeq, a predicted model, not a curated record